Adineta ricciae is the source of this 1860-nucleotide messenger RNA. NCBI's taxonomy places the organism in Eukaryota, Metazoa, Rotifera, Eurotatoria, Adinetida, Adinetidae. The record is from the annotation of a GenBank genome assembly.
AUGAAAACACAUUCAUCUUCAAUAAAUAGUUUGAAUAAAAACGGAAUUCCAAUAAGUGUUAUAUCAUCAGGAUCACCUAUGAAUGUCAAUGAUGAAACAUCUGUUAAUGAUGUUCAAUUCAAUCAAAAUUCCUCUCAGAGAAGCUUUCUUAAGAAAUUAAUUCCAAAUUUUUUGCGAAAAAAUUCGUCAUCUGACGAUGCUGACAAUCCAUAUGCAAAUGAAUAUGCUGAUACUCAAGUUUUAGUUCAAGGAGAAAAAGUUGAUUUACAUCGAAAUUUACAAGAACGACAUAUGAUCAUGAUUGCAUUAGGUGGAACCAUUGGAACGGGAUUAUUUUUAGCGUCUGGACAAGCUUUAGCAUCGGCUGGACCUGGUGGCUCUUUAGUAUCUUAUUUAAUCAUUUCUGUUAUGGUUUAUUUCGUUAUGACAAGUUUAGCUGAAUUAGCAACACAAUAUCCGAUAAGUGGUUCCUUCAAUACAUUUGGAAGUCGAUUUGUUGAUGAAGCUUUUGGAUUUGCAUUAGCAUACAAUUAUUAUUUUUCUUGGGUAACAACGAUCGCAGGUGAAUUAGUUGCUGCUGGUCUCAUUGUUCAAUAUUGGUUGCCACACUUUCCCUCAAUUGUUUGGUCAAUCCUGGGAAUGUUAGUUAUGUUUUUAUUAAAUGCAUUUACAGUGAAAGGUUAUGGUGAAGCUGAAUAUUGGUUUGCAAUGAUUAAGGUCAUAACUGUACUCGUAUUUCUACUUGUUGGUGUUCUUGUUGAUUCGGGUGCUAUUGGAAAACCAAGAGAAACAAUUGGUUUUAAGAAUUGGAAAAUUGAAGGUGCACCUUUUGUUGGAGGAGUUGCUGGUGUUAUUACAACAUCGAUUAUAUCUGGUUUUGCUUUUCAAGGAACAGAAGCAGUUGGAAUUGCAGCUGGUGAAAGUUCCAAUCCAAAAAAAGAUGUUCCACGUGCAAUGAAUGGAACAAUUUGGCGUAUUAUUUUAUUUUUUGUUGGUGCUAUUUUUAUUAUGGGUUUAAUUAUUCCAUAUAAUGAUAAAAAACUAAGUCAAAUUAAUGGUGUUGAUAGUAUCGCUGUUUCCCCAUUUACAUUAGUAUUUAGUCUAUCGGGUAUUCCAGGAGCUGAUCAUAUUAUGAAUGUUGUUAUUUUAACAACAAUCUUAUCAGCUGGUAAUUCAGGUCUUUAUUUAUGUACAAGAAUAUUUUGGACUUUAGCAAAUGAAGGCAAAGCACCGAAAAUCUUUCGUCGUUUAACAAAAGGUGGAAUACCAAUUUAUUGUUUAAUUUUAACAACUGUUUUAGCAACUUCUUUGUUUGGUUUAUCAUUUGUUGGAAAUCAAGUUAUUUAUAUUUGGUUAGUUAAUAUGACGAGUGUUAUGGGUUUCAUUGCUUGGUUUGGAAUCGCUAUUGCACAUUGGAGAUUUCGUCGAGCGUUUCUCGCACAAGGUUAUUCAUUGAAUGAUUUGGUUUAUAAAGCGUUAUUCUUUCCUGUUGGACCAUUUUUAGCAUCGCUACUUAUUUUACUUUGUGUUUUUGGACAAGGUUAUUCAGCAUUUACACAAAAAACCUUCAAUUGUACUCAGUUACAUGAAGAAGAAACCUAUCUUUUUGAAUUCAAUAAUCAAUAUUUAAUCGAUAGCGGAAAUUCAACGACGUGUACAAAAACAGUCUUUAAUGUUCAAACAUUUUUAUCUGGUUAUGUGAUCUUACCAAUCCUUGUUAUUAUGUUUUUCGUUUAUAAAUAUGUUAAGAAAACGAAAUUUAUUCCACUUAAAGAUAUUGAUUUACUUACUGAUAGUGUUAUGGAACGUGAUCGUUUGAAACGAGAAAGAAUACAACAAUUACAACAAACAGACGCUUAA